AUGAACGAAACAACUGCAACUGUGCCACACAUUACAACUACCCCGGAAAACUGCUAUUAUGAGCAACCGGCCAUGACGAAUAUUCGUUUUUGGCUGGUUACUGUAUUCGGUUCAACGGUUUCGUUCAUUAGUAUUAUGAACAACGUGCUUCUCUUCUAUGUCUUCAUAUCAAGGAAGCACCAUCGCACGAACCACAAUGUCUAUCUGAUGUUAUUGGCCUUUUUCGAUAUAUUUGUGAGCACUGCCUAUAUUCUUUUAAUGUCUGUAAAUGUGCUCAUCGACUAUCUUAUAUCACCUGUUUUAAUGCAAAUGUGGUAUUCCUAUAUGGUGCCAAUGAUAACGAUAUCCCAUGUGGCUAUGACAUCGUCAUCGUUUCUGAUUGUGUGCGCAUCAUUUGAGCGCUACUGUCUCACCGUAAACUCAAGAUUUCUUCCAUUCGCUCAAAAUAAUCGCAAACUCAUAGCUGGAUUUGCUAUUCUCUUUGGUGUCAUUAGCAAGGGUACGAUGUGCCUUGAAUUUGAGGUUAGUUCAAAUAACAACAAUCGUGGUGAAAAGCUCACUUCAUUAUAUUUCCAUUUUAGGUAUCGCAACUUUGUGACGGUGUUUGCUCCAUUCUUCAUUCUAGCCUACUUUAAUAUUCGGAUAGUAAAAGCAUUGACUAAGCAUACCAAACUAACUGUAUGUCAACUGGCUGGUAACGCCCUUGCAAACGCCCGAUCCGCCACACGGACGCUGGUUAUGGUGGUCUGCUGCUAUCUAGUAAGCAAUAUUAUCAGCGUUGCGUUGACGAUAUGGGAGCAUUUAGACAAGGAAUCGUUGCUGACUCACUACAGCAACAUGUAUGCGAUAGCUGUUGAUUUGGUCUCCUUGCUGACCACGUCCGCUUGCGCAUGUCGUCUACCUAUUUAUCUCGCUUGUCAAGCAUCUCUUAGGCAAGAAAUCAAGGAAGUCCUUAGUACGGUAUUCUGCUGUUGCAAGCAAAAGGUACGAGUAAAGAAUGCUACGAGCUUCUUUGCAAGAAGUAGCUUGCAAACAUUCAAUGACUCGCUUCAAUGCUAUGAUCCGAUCAUGGAGCAGGUAUCAAGAGAAUCCCCUUUCAGCUGGUUUGCGCUAAUCUCCCUGCAAACUGCCAGUUGA
Haemonchus placei is the source of this 1137-nucleotide messenger RNA. NCBI's taxonomy places the organism in Eukaryota, Metazoa, Nematoda, Chromadorea, Rhabditida, Trichostrongylidae. The record is from the annotation of a GenBank genome assembly.